This is a messenger RNA of Cucurbita pepo subsp. pepo (vegetable marrow), 1249 nucleotides long. RefSeq names its product pathogenesis-related thaumatin-like protein 3.5. The record is from RefSeq and is a predicted model, not a curated record. NCBI's taxonomy places the organism in Eukaryota, Viridiplantae, Streptophyta, Magnoliopsida, Cucurbitales, Cucurbitaceae.
UAUUCAAAUGCUCGCAAUCCAAAGCCAUAGCCAACAUAAUUAAUGGAUUCUGGUAGCAUUUUUCUUCUUCUUGGUGUCCUUUCCUCCUUCUCUGGCGCAUACGGCUGCGUAUUCACCAUCACAAACAAUUGCCCGCAUCCCAUAUGGCCAGGCACGCUCUCUGGCGCUGGCACACCGCCGCUUCCCACGACAGGAUUUCUUUUGAACUCGGGUCAAAGUGUUAGAAUCCCAUCGACUCCGGGAUGGUCGGGACGAAUAUGGGGAAGGACCGGAUGCAACUUCGAUGCAUCCGGGAUUGGGAAGUGUCAAACAGGAGAUUGUGGGGGGAGGCUAGAAUGUGAUGGCAAUGGUGCCACUCCACCCGCUUCGCUCUUUGAGAUCACUGUUGGCACUGGCGAUGACAAGGACUUCUACGAUGUCAGCAUUGUCGAUGGCUAUAACUUGCCGCUCGUCGUCGUGCCACGCGGUGUCUUUGGACCCUGUAAUGCCACAGGCUGUGCUUCCGAUCUCAAUUUAGGUUGCCCAAAAGAGCUGCAAGUAGUGGGGGGAGAUGGGGGACAAGCAGGGGGAGUGGUGGCAUGCAAAAGCGCAUGCGAGGCAUUUGGGCUUGACCAAUACUGUUGCAGUGGACAAUUUGCAAACCCCACGACAUGCCACCCUUCCAUUUACUCCUCAAUUUUCAAGCAUGCAUGUCCAAAGGCAUACAGUUAUGCCUAUGACGAUGGGACUAGCACUUUUACCUGCAAAGCUUACGACUAUACGAUUGUGUUCUGCCCCGACGCCGAUGGAACAAAGAAAGCAUCAAAUGAAACAACCAGCAAUCCAGGCAUUGAAGAGCCAAGCAAUGGAGAGUUCAUACAUUUGGUUUCUUCAUCCAACAUUCGCCUACCCUUUCCAUUAGCAGUUGUGUUGCUCAUCGUCAUCAACAUACUCUUCUAAUUUGCAUAUGUCUAAUCCCUCCAAGCAAAGCCCUCUGGAAUCAUGAUAUUUCAGACAGCCCACCUCGGCUCAAAACAUGGUGAAAUCAAUGGGUGGAGACUUUGAGAGAAAUUGGAGAACAAAUUUUAGUGUAAAAGAUUGAGCUUGGUACGACGUCUCACGGUCAUGCUUGUCCAAGACGUGGUGUCUAUAACUGCAUACCCAUUUCAUGUCAAACCCUUGUGUUGUAUCAUUUUACUGCUUUCCUUUAUCGAUUUCAUGAUGUAUGGUUUCUUUUUGUAUUUACCAAGUGUAUGAUGUUUCGGUAUAA